Molecule: messenger RNA, 1686 nt
Organism: Cynara cardunculus var. scolymus (artichoke)
Lineage: Eukaryota; Viridiplantae; Streptophyta; Magnoliopsida; Asterales; Asteraceae
Product: proline dehydrogenase 2, mitochondrial-like
Exons: 4
Coding region: 1-1542 (513 amino acids)
Cellular component (GO): mitochondrion
Molecular function (GO): FAD binding; proline dehydrogenase activity
Source: RefSeq, a predicted model, not a curated record
AUGGCGAUGAUCAAGAAAGACGUUUCUUACAAAAUGCUUAGAUCUUUUGUAAGCCGUGUGAAUUCAACCACCGCCUCUCCGGCACGAAGAACCACCAUUAACACACCCAUCCAGAACAGCUUCCCGGCGGUUGCGCAGCCGGUCGCCACCGUGAAAGAUGACGGAAACGACGGCGCCGUGAAGAUAUUUGACUUUGAGGAUACCAAGCGUUUGUUCGCGUCUGUUCCGACGAGAAAACUGUUGCAUUCGGCGAUCACUUUGAACGUCUGUGCAAUGGAAUCGAUGGUGGAUUUCAGUAUUAAGGUUAUGAAUUCGAAGACGAUGGAGACGAAUAGGUUUUUUAGGGAGGCGGUGUUGAAGACGAUCAGGCAUUCGGCGUACGAUCAUUUUGUGGCCGGCGAAGAUACGGUGCAAGCGGGUCGGACCGUGAACAGAUUAUGGGAGUCCGGGUUGAGAGGGAUGUUGGACUAUGGGUUGGAGCAUGCUGCUGAUAAUGAAUCUUGUGAUGAUAACACUCAAGAACUGAUCAAAACUGCUGAAUCUGCCCACUCCCUUCCCCCAUCUUCUGUAAGUUUUGUGGUCGUGAAAGUUACAGCAAUCUGUCCAGUGUAUCUGCUCAGGAGAGUGAGUGAUCUUCUUCGAUGGGAGUACCAGAAUUCAUCUUUCAAGCUCUCAUGGAAGCAACAAACCCUGCCAAUAUUUUCUGAAUCAAGUCCUUUUUAUCACACAUUACAGCAACCAGCCCCAUUAUCUGCUGAAGAAGAGCAUGAUCUUGAGUUAGCCCACCAAAGAUUAACGAGCAUUUGUGAUAAAAGCAUUAACGGCGGUAUUCCUGUAGUUGUCGAUGCAGAAGACACUUCGAUCCAGCCUGCGAUCGAUUACUUGACAUACUGGGCUGCACUUAACUACAACAAGGGCACGAAACCGAUGGUUUUUGGCACCAUUCAAGGUUACUUGAAGGACGCCGGAAAGAGGAUGUAUCUGACCAAGAAGGCCGCUGAUAAAAUGGGAGUUCCGGUCGGGUUUAAGCUUGUGAGAGGUGCUUAUAUGUCGAGUGAGCGUAAACUGGCUAAUUCUCUCGGUGUUGAUUCUCCGGUUCACGACACCCUCAAUGGCACACACGACUGUUUCAAUGGCUGUGCUUCAUUCAUGCUCGAUGAAGUCUCUAAGGGCCCUGGUGGACUCGUUCUUGCUAGCCAUAAUCUUGAAUCAGGUAAACUGGCCGCACAGAAGGCGCGCGAUUACGGAAUCGGUAAAGAGAGCGAGAAGCUCGAGUUCGCUUCGCUCUACGGAAUGGCGGAGGGAAUGACUUUCGGGUUGAAGAAUGGAGGGUUCAGUGUAAGCAAGUACUUGCCAUUCGGACCCGUUGAACAAAUCAUGCCGUAUCUUCUACGACGUGCAGAGGAGAACAGAGGACUGUUGUCUUCCUCGAAUCUCGACAGGCAACUGAUGAAGCAAGAACUGAAGAGGAGGCUGAAGGCUUGUUUUACCGUCGGUGAAAACCAAUUCAAACCAGAAACUAACUCAAUGGCAAGUAACUGAAGGGAAAUCUGAUUCACUGUGCAAAAAAAACUGUAGAUAUUUUGGUUCCACCAUCUUGUUGCUAUAUAUAGAAUGUUAACCCACUCUCAUUGGCAAGUUGUACAUCUAAAAAUACAAAUAUUAUAGGGGCAAAGGUUGCUUUGU